CGAAAGGCCACCUUGCCCGCGACAUCCUGGGAAGGAGGUGGAGGUUGGCUGGGUUCUCUGCGACCCAGGGCUAGGCAAAGGGGUGAGAGGAAAAGCGAAGACAGCCUGAGCCUGGUCUGUUGCCUCGCGGCUCUGGCCCUCUCUCCCUCUGGACCUGCUGACUUUGUUUGGAUUUAAUCUUCAGGUUGCCGGCGCCCGCCCGCCCGCUGGCCUCGCGGGGUGCGAGGAAAGCACCCGUGCUUGUGGCUGUCGCCGGACAGGUCCAGAUACCCGCCCAUCCGCGCCACUUACCCGCGGCAGCCGCGUCUCUGAACCGCGGGGUCGUGUUUGUGUUUGACCCGUGGGCGCCGACGGCGGGGCGCGCGGCCGAGGCCGGUGCCGGCGGGGAGGGGCGGGCGUGGCGGAGGCGGAGGAAGAGGGAGCGGGAGCCCUUGGAGGCCUGGCGCCGCCAUGGAACUGGGCCCGGAGCCCCCGCACCGCCGCCGUCUGCUAUUCGCCUGCAGCCCCCCUCCCGCGCCACAGCCCGUCGUGAAGGCUCUGUUUGGUACGCCAGCCGCCGGGGGACUGUCGCCUGUCACCAACCUGACGGUCACCAUGGACCAGCUGCAGGGUCUGGGCAGUGAGUCUGAGCAGCCACUGGAGUUGAGAAACAACAGUAAUCUGCAGAGAAUGGGUUCCUCCGAGUCCACCGAUUCAGGUUUCUGUCUGGAUUCUCCCGGACCCUUGGAUAGUAAAGAAAACCUUGAAAAUCCCGUGAGAAGAAUAAAUUCCCUACCUCAGAAGCUUCUGGGAUGUAGCCCAGCUCUGAAGAGGAGCCAUUCCGAUUCUCUUGACCAUGACAUCUUUCAGCUCAUUGACCAGGAUGAGAACAAGGAAAAUGAAGCCUUUGAGUUUAAGAAGCCAGUAAGACCUGCAUCUCGUGGCUGCCUGCAUUCUCAUUCACUCGAGGAGAGUAAAGAUCUCUGCACACAAAGGCAGAACUCUGCCCCAGCUCGGAUGUUUUCUUCAAAGGAAAGAGAUGGCAGUGAACCAGGGAAUUUUGUUCCUCUUUUUAUGCCUCAGUCACCUGUGACAGCCACUUUGUCUGAUGAGGAUGAUGGCUUCAUGGACCUUCUUGAUGGAGAGAAUCUGAAGAAUGAUGAGGAGACAUCAUCGUGCAUGGCAAGCCUCUGGACAGCUCCCCUUGUAAUGAGAAGAACUACAAAUGUCGGCAACCGAAGCAAGCUGUUUGACUUCCCUUCCCUGUGUAGCGCCAGCACUCGGUCAUCAUUGAAGAGACCAGAGCGAUCCCAAGAUGAGUCACCACCUGGAAAUACAAAGCGGAGAAAGAGCAUAUCUGGGGAUAGCCCCAAAGAAGCAGCUAGUCCAGAGAAGGCCCAGGAGAUUCCACAUCAGUCUUUAUCCCUGGUAUCUUCCCCAAAAGGAACCAUUGAGAACAUUUUGGAUAAUGACCCAAGGGACCUUAUAGGAGACUUCUCCAAGGGUUACCUUUUUCAUACAGUCGCGGGGAAACAUCAGGAUUUGAAAUACAUCUCUCCUGAAAUUAUGGCAUCUGUUCUGAAUGGCAAGUUUGCCAACCUCAUAAAAGAAUUUGUUAUCAUUGACUGCCGAUACCCAUAUGAAUAUGAGGGAGGCCACAUCAAGGGUGCGGUAAAUUUGCACAUGGAGGAGGAGGUUGAAGACUUCUUACUCAAGAAGCCCAUUGUUCCUACUGAUGGCAAGCGUGUCAUCGUUGUGUUCCACUGCGAGUUUUCUUCUGAGAGAGGUCCCCGCAUGUGCCGGUAUGUGAGGGAGAGAGAUCGACUUGGUAAUGAAUAUCCAAAACUUCACUAUCCUGAGCUGUAUGUCCUGAAGGGGGGAUACAAGGAGUUCUUCCUGAAAUGCCAAUCUCACUGUGAGCCUCCCAGCUACCGACCCAUGCACCAUGAAGACUUUAAAGAAGACCUAAAGAAGUUCCGCACCAAGAGCCGGACCUGGGCAGGGGAAAAGAGCAAAAGGGAGAUGUACAGUCGUUUGAAGAAGCUCUGAGGACAGUGGUGCCAGAUAGCAGCAGCCUCCGCUUCCUUCUUUCCCCAUCUUCCCCUCUUUGCUGCAGAGAAACUUGAGCAAAAGGGGCCAGCUGUGUGACAUUUGGAGAGAAGGCCUGGGGCUUCUGUGUCUUAAACCUACCUCCUGCACUCCCACGGCUGGAGCCCAGGCAUCCUGCUGGCUGUGCCUCUUCUGUCCCUAUAAGACAUCCUCCUUUCAUAUCAGGGCUAUCUGCCAAGGUUGUCAGGUGCCAUGGCACAGUUCUGAGCAUGUCAAGCUGUCCUACCCACAGUGGGAUGAAACGGCUGGGGCCUUAUUGGGGUUUGGCCUUCUCUUGGGAGAGAGAGAAAAGGGGAAUACAGAGAAGUAACAGAUAAAUGUUGCUGGCCAAAUAUCAAAGAAGCCCGAAAAGGAAAGGUCUUUGUGGGAUAAUCCAUAUCUUUAAUUUAUUCAACUUCAUCAAUCACUUUAUUUUUAUUUUUAUUUUUAUUUUUUUUAACUCUUGAGACUUACUUUACUGCUUUAUUAGGUCAAAAUACUGCCUUUCUUGGUAGGGUUUUAUCAUCCCCAGCACUACCUCAGCUUUUAAUU
Messenger RNA from Otolemur garnettii (small-eared galago), 2619 nucleotides. It is a transcript of the gene CDC25A, whose product is annotated as cell division cycle 25A. Gene Ontology annotation, molecular function: protein tyrosine phosphatase activity. Gene Ontology annotation, biological process: positive regulation of G2/M transition of mitotic cell cycle; positive regulation of G2/MI transition of meiotic cell cycle; protein dephosphorylation. The coding region runs from base 451 to 2028 and encodes 525 amino acids. The transcript has 15 exons. Gene Ontology annotation, cellular component: cytoplasm; nucleus. NCBI's taxonomy places the organism in Eukaryota, Metazoa, Chordata, Mammalia, Primates, Galagidae. The record is from RefSeq and is a predicted model, not a curated record.